AUGGCCGGGCCAUGGCGGCGGGCACAGGCUGUGUGCGGCUGUGGGGAGCUGCGCGGUGUUGGGCCCUGCGGCGGCCGCUGCUGGCCGCCGCUGGGGGCAGGGUCCCGAUGCGGCCGGAGCGUGGUUCCCCAGAGGCCGGCGGGCUUGCGAAGCCUCGCCUCCCUGGGCGCUCUGGGCCGAAGCCCCGCAUCCGCGGGCCAGUGGCGGGAGCUUUGGGAUGCGAACAGCCGCGGCGGGAGUGGCGGCUCAUUCUCAAGCGGCGAGGAUGCACCCGAGGGCGGCGCGGAGGACGGGACCACGGGCGCGGCGGGCAGCUCGGGCGGUGGAGAAGGCCCGGUCAUAACGGCGCUGACGCCCAUGACGAUCCCGGACGUGUUCCCGCACCUGCCGCUCAUCGCCGUUACUCGCAACCCAGUGUUCCCGCGCUUUAUCAAGAUUAUCGAGGUUAAAAAUAAGAAGUUGGUUGAGCUGCUAAGAAGGAAAGUCCGUCUUGCCCAGCCAUAUGCCGGCGUCUUUCUAAAGAGAGAUGACAACAAUGAGUCCGACGUGGUGGAGAGCCUGGAUGAAGUCUACCAUACUGGGACGUUUGUCCAGAUCCACGAGAUGCAGGACCUUGGGGACAAGCUGCGCAUGAUCGUUAUGGGACACAGAAGGAUUCAUAUCAACAGACAACUGGAGGUGGAGCCGGAGGAGUCUGAUGCUGAAAAUAAGCAGAAGCCCCGCAGGAAGCCCAAGCGAGGCAAGAAGGAUGCGGAGGAGGACUCGAAUUCCAGGCGCCAGAUGGACGUGGUCAUGGAGCCCGCCUCGGGCUCCCCUGGCGAGGUGCUCAUGGUCGAAGUUGAGAAUGUUGUCCAUGAGGACUUCCAGGUCACGGAGGAAGUGAAAGCCCUGACUGCGGAGAUUGUGAAGACCAUACGGGACAUCAUUGCCUUGAACCCGCUCUACAGGGAGUCUGUGCUGCAGAUGAUGCAGGCCGGCCAGAGGGUGGUGGACAACCCCAUCUACCUGAGUGACAUGGGUGCUGCGCUCACUGGCGCCGAGUCCCACGAGCUGCAGGACGUGCUUGAAGAGACCAACAUUCCCAAGCGUCUGUAUAAGGCCCUGUCCCUCCUCAAGAAGGAGUUUGAGCUGAGCAAGCUGCAGCAGCGCCUGGGGCGGGAGGUGGAAGAGAAGAUCAAGCAGACUCACCGCAAGUACCUGCUGCAAGAGCAGCUGAAGAUCAUCAAGAAGGAACUGGGCCUGGAGAAGGAGGACAAGGACGCCAUUGAGGAGAAGUUCCGAGAGCGGCUGAAGGAGCUGGUGGUCCCCAAGCACGUCAUGGACGUGGUGGAUGAAGAGCUGAGCAAGCUGGGCCUGCUGGACAACCACUCGUCAGAGUUCAAUGUCACCCGCAACUACCUGGACUGGCUGACGUCCAUCCCGUGGGGCAAGUACAGCGAUGAGAACCUGGACCUGACGCGCGCCCAGGCGGUCCUGGAGGAGGACCACUAUGGCAUGGAGGACGUCAAGAAGCGCAUCCUGGAGUUCAUUGCUGUCAGCCAGCUCCGAGGCUCCACCCAGGGCAAGAUCCUCUGCUUCUACGGCCCCCCUGGUGUGGGCAAGACCAGCAUCGCCCGCUCCAUUGCCCGCGCCCUGAACCGCGAGUACUUCCGCUUCAGCGUAGGGGGCAUGACUGACGUGGCGGAGAUCAAGGGGCAUAGGCGGACGUACGUGGGUGCUAUGCCAGGAAAGAUCAUCCAGUGCCUGAAGAAGACCAAGACGGAAAACCCUCUGAUCCUGAUAGAUGAGGUCGACAAGAUCGGCCGGGGCUACCAGGGAGACCCCUCGUCUGCAUUGCUUGAGCUGCUGGACCCUGAGCAGAAUGCCAACUUCCUGGACCACUAUCUGGAUGUGCCUGUGGACUUGUCCAAGGUGCUGUUCAUUUGCACAGCCAACGUCACCGAGACCAUCCCAGAGCCACUGAGGGACCGGAUGGAGAUGAUUAACGUGUCGGGCUACGUGGCUCAGGAGAAGCUUGCCAUUGCAGAGCGGUACCUGGUGCCUCAGGCCCGUGCACUCUGUGGCCUGGAUGAGAACAAGGCCAAGCUGUCAUCAGACGUGCUGACCCUCCUCAUCAAGCAGUACUGCCGGGAGAGUGGUGUCCGCAACCUGCAGAAGCAGGUGGAGAAGGUGUUACGGAAGUCUGCCUACAAGAUUGUCAGUGGCGAGGCAGAAUCGGUGGAGGUAACACCAGAGAACCUACAGGAUUUCGUGGGGAAGCCAGUGUUCACCGUGGAGCGCAUGUACGACGUGACGCCCCCUGGCGUGGUCAUGGGGCUGGCCUGGACCGCCAUGGGUGGUUCCACGCUGUUUGUUGAAACAUCCCCAAGACGGCCACGGGACAAGGACAGCAAGGGAGAUAAGGACGGGAGCCUGGAGGUGACAGGUCAGCUGGGGGAGGUAAUGAAGGAGAGUGCGCGCAUCGCCUACACUUUCGCCAGGGCCUUCCUGAUGCAGCAUGACCCCACCAACGAGUACCUGGUGACCUCGCACAUCCACCUGCAUGUGCCUGAGGGUGCUACCCCCAAGGAUGGCCCUAGUGCUGGCUGCACCAUCGUCACGGCCCUACUUUCCCUGGCCAUGGACCAGCCUGUACGGCAGAACCUGGCUAUGACUGGCGAGGUCUCCCUUACAGGCAAAAUCCUGCCAGUGGGCGGCAUCAAGGAAAAGACCAUCGCAGCCAAGCGUGCUGGAGUGACCUGUGUCAUCCUGCCAGCUGAGAACAAGAAGGACUUCUAUGACCUGGCCGCCUUCAUCACUGAAGGCCUGGAGGUGCACUUUGUGGAGCACUACAGGGAGGUCUUCGACAUAGCCUUCUCCCAGGAGCGGGCGGAGGCCCUGGCCAUGGAGCGGUGACGGCAGCCAGCGGGACCAGCUGGGCCGAGACUGUAGGGGGUGGGGACUUGGGACAGCCGAGGAAGCGGAGCCGGCGGCCUGGAACCCAAGGACUUCAAUUACGGAUUAAUCAGAGUAUGGAGCCUAUGGACUGUAAUUAUGAUUAAAACCAUUUUCAGUACUG
Molecule: messenger RNA, 3058 nt
Organism: Condylura cristata (star-nosed mole)
Lineage: Eukaryota; Metazoa; Chordata; Mammalia; Eulipotyphla; Talpidae
Gene: LONP1
Product: lon peptidase 1, mitochondrial
Biological process (GO): chaperone-mediated protein complex assembly; protein quality control for misfolded or incompletely synthesized proteins; mitochondrion organization
Cellular component (GO): mitochondrial matrix
Molecular function (GO): ATP hydrolysis activity; serine-type endopeptidase activity; ATP-dependent peptidase activity
Source: RefSeq, a predicted model, not a curated record